AUGGUGGUCUUUUCUAAAUCCGCGGCACUGGCUGCACUUGCCUUCCUGGCUGCAGCGGGAGAUGCUCACAUGAUUAUGAAGACUCCUGUCCCAUACGGCAAAUCAACCCUCAACAACUCACCACUCGUUGCCGACGGAUCUGAUUUCCCCUGCAAGCAGCGUUCUGGUGUCUAUGAUGCUGAGGGAGCUAGCAAUGUCGCAGCUAUCGGUGUACCACAGACUCUGAGCUUCAUCGGCAGCGCUACUCAUGGUGGCGGAUCCUGUCAAGUCAGCCUUACAACCGAUCUCCAGCCUUCGAAGAACUCCAAGUGGAUGGUCAUCAAGUCUAUUGAAGGCGGCUGCCCAGCUUCGGCGCCUGGCAAUAUUGGAGACGAUCCUAAUGGCUCUGGCGCUUCGACAUUCCAGUUCACGGUUCCUGAAGGCAUCACUCCUGGCGAGUACACCAUGGCGUGGACUUGGUUCAACAAGGUCGGGAAUCGCGAAAUGUACAUGAACUGCGCCCCCUUCACUGUCACUGCUGCCAAGAAAAAGCGAUAUAUGCCAGCUCCAAAGGCUUCCAAGCGACAGACGUCAUUCCCGGACAUGUUUGUGGCCAAUUUGGCAGCCAUAAACACAUGCACCACCCCCGAGAGCUUCGACUAUGUCUUCCCCAAUCCAGGCGCUGAUGUCCAAUCUGCGGGUUCGGGGCCGUACACCACUCUGUCUUGCGGUUCCAAUGGUAAUAACACCCCUCAACAACCCACCGGAUCUAUUCCUGCCGCCUCUGGCACUGCCACUGCAGCUCCUACCAGCUAUGCUGCUGGUCCGCCAUCUUCUGCACCCGCAUUCGCUAGUGGCAAUGCUGGGCAAUAUACGGCGAGCCCUCCGGCCAGCGCGGUUCCUGGAAACUUUGCUAGUGGUGCAUCUUCGGUACCUACCUCCUCCGUCGUCCCGUCUUCAACUGUCACUGACCUUCCUCAGGUCGUCCCCACCACAAUCCCCGCAGGUGCCGCCUACAGCACCGCUCCUUCCAACACCGCUGCGGCAACUGCUCCCACAACGACUCCAACUGGCGGCUCUUCUGCAGCAUCGAACAGCUCUGCUGCCGGUGCGCUAACCGGUCCAUGCCCUAACGAAGGGUUCUGGAAUUGUAUCAACGGCAACAGCUUCCAGCGCUGCGCCUCCGGAAGCUGGAGCGCCGUCAUCCCCAUGAACGGCAUGAAGUGCUCCCCAGGAAUAUCCUCUGAUUUCUCCAUGACUGCAGCCAAUGCGAAGCGCUGGGAAGCCUGA
Cladophialophora psammophila CBS 110553 is the source of this 1269-nucleotide messenger RNA. RefSeq lists its product as uncharacterized. The record is from RefSeq and is a predicted model, not a curated record. Lineage: Eukaryota; Fungi; Ascomycota; Eurotiomycetes; Chaetothyriales; Herpotrichiellaceae. Bases 1 to 1269 code for a protein of 422 amino acids. The transcript is spliced from 2 exons.